GCCUAGGGCCUGGCUCCGCGGCCGCCAUCUUGGAUCGACGUUGCCAGUUGUACGGAGAGGGACGGACGGGACGAAAGGCAGCCGCCCGUGUCAGAGUCGCUGCGAGUCGCGUCGAACAGAGAAUCCGAGAGAAAGUGUGUGUUGUCGUGUGUUUGUCGGGCUGACAGUCCCAGGCGUCGUGCCGUUGGCGAGGACAGGCUAGGCUCGGCGGACAGCCCAGCCCCCGUGUGCAAAGAUGGCUGGCCAAGAUCCAAAGUGGCAGAAGGAUGCUGCUGACCAAAACUUUGAUUAUAUGUUCAAACUUCUCAUCAUCGGAAACUCAUCCGUGGGAAAGACCUCCUUUUUAUUCCGAUACGCCGACGACUCCUUUACGUCAGCGUUCGUGUCAACCGUAGGAAUCGACUUCAAAGUCAAAACAGUAUUUCGACAUGACAAACGUGUCAAACUACAAAUUUGGGAUACCGCUGGGCAGGAACGCUACCGCACCAUCACCACGGCGUACUACAGAGGCGCCAUGGGCUUCAUCCUCAUGUACGACAUCACCAAUGAGGAGUCGUUCAACAGCGUGCAGGACUGGGUGACGCAGAUCAAGACGUACUCGUGGGACAACGCCCAGGUCGUGCUUGUAGGCAACAAGUGCGACAUGGAGGAGGAGCGUGUCAUCUCCUUUGAGCGCGGCAAGCAGCUCGCCGACCAGCUCGGCAUUGAGUUCUUUGAAACCUCCGCCAAGGAGAACAUCAAAGUUAAGUCCGUGUUUGAGCGACUGGUUGACAUCAUCUGCGACAAGAUGUCGGAGAGCCUCGAUUCGGACCCCAACCUGAUGAACGCGGGCAGCAAAGGAACCCGACUGACGGAGCAGCCUCAGGGACCCCAGAACCCCAACUGCAACUGCUAGGCCCAGCGCUUAGCGGUGAGUUUGUGUGUACCAGUCGGGGUCCCAGCGGGGUCGCGGCCACCGGGGUGGGACCCUUUCCUACCCCGCUUACCCCGCCCCUCCCGCCGGAAGCCCCACCGGCCGCCGCGGGGCAACUCUGGGGGAGCCGCGCGUUCGUGCGCCCACUGGAGGGACAAGAACUGUCGCUGCUGCUGUAGUGCUUUUCACUCAAUUUUUGUCAAACCCGUCUAUGAAAUCCUAAAUCAGAUUGUUGUGUUUUUUUUUUUUUUUUUUUUUUCGUCAUUUGUAAUUUUAGGCCUAUGUCACUUCCAAAUUAGGGAAUUACUUUGAUGGGAGGUUUCUGUUGUUAGUGCGAUUUCGAAAUUAUUCUAAAUGAGAAAGCGAGCUAAGAGCAGAGCCGCUUGUUUUAACUUUUGCGAAUUGAAUUCCGCCCCGUGUCCCUCUGCUUUCCCAGGCUGCCCCAUUCACGACCAUUCAAACAAUUUUGUAAAUGUGACUUUUUCUUCGGUUAAAACCGAGCGGCGCCAACACCAAGGUCAAUGUUUUGUGUAUAUAUGUGUAGUGUGUCUGAGCUUUUACGCGCAAGAGCAACUCAAAGAAUGUUUAAAUGAAAAAUUGAGUAAAUGGAGAGAGAGAGAGAGAGAGAGAGAGAGAGAGAGAGAGAGAGAGAGAGAAUGUGUGCUAUGUUAUACCCUCAGUGGUGUUAUCUCCUGUCAGGCCAACUAGGCCUUUCAAAUUUUAUUAGUGUACUUUUUAUUUUGCCUUCUUGUUUUAUACAACUGGAAUGGCUUUUAGCAAGCCGUGGUUUAUUUCCAGACAACAAGCAUCUUUCGAGAAGCUAUUUUUCUAUUUCCUGUGCUUAGAAAAACAGUUGACCCUUCCCUUCCCCCUUUCCGAGGCUUCCUGCAAAAGCAAACUUACAGCAAAAAUCGAGCCACGGAAAAAGUCUUUUCAUAGACUUAUUGAUUCUAUUGUUCAUUUUGCGGUGAAUAUCUCUCAUCCCCUCUCCCUGCGCCCUGUGCAAUGCAUUGAGGCUUGAAAUGUUACUAUUUCUUUAUUACUAAAGGCCUGCAAGAAUGAGAUUGUUUAUAGGAAUCAGACUUUUAAGAAUUGCGCUAUGCUUGAAAUAAGAUCCUUUCUUUCGAACUUGAUGAACUUUGGCUUCGUUUUAUCCAUUAAAACACGAAAAGAAUUGAUUUGCGUGAUUGUGUGUUGUAUGCUUACUAGUAAAGAUUGUCGAUUUUUUGAGGAUAUGGUCCGUAUCUGGUUUAGGAGAACAGCCAUGUAAGAAAUGGACAGUCAAUUCGUUUCACCAGUUUUGACUUCAUUUCGAAAUAGGUGGGCACUGUUCUGUACAAGGAAAUGGGCAGCACGUCAGCUGAAUAAGUAAUGCUCAGUAUGUAACUUUUGCUACAGUGGUCACUUUCCAAGAUAUUUACUCAUCGUGGUUUUACCCAUGUCUCCAUUAAAAAUUUAUAUUGACGUACGAAUAUCGGGUUUGAAUCCUGGGAACGUAAUAUUUCAUGAAAUGUUCGAAGUACCCAAUGGAUCGGUAACUAUGUUUGCGAUGUGUAACCUAUUAGAUAAGGUUCUUCUCUGAAAUGUAUAAUCGGAUAGAUUUGCGUAGUCGUGAAUAUAUAUGUCUUCAGUAUUACUGUUCCAACGGGUUGCACACUGUCAACUUUACAUUGCAAAGGGGUGCUGUUUAAGGCUGCAAGGUCUCAGCAUCGCAGUUGGUGUUUUUGCGCUUUUUUCUCACUUUUCAGUCGCAGCUUGUGUGAAGCUCCGUUGACAAUAACUUGAAUUACGAUCGUUACUUUUAUUCCGUUUGUGUCGUUUCAUUGUUUAUGUUGUAUUUGUUUGUUGCGUUUGCCGACUUCCCCUUGUGCGAGGCCAUUGCCAGGCUGACAUUGCGCCCCUGAUGGAGUGCUACCUAACUGGCGCAGUGUUUAAGGCACUAAUGUCUCAUUUGGGUGAAGUGCGUUUUGAUAUCCAAUAUCAAUACGACCGCGUGAAGUUGCACCACUGCCACACAAUUUAAUAAAGCAUUCUCUUCAAAUGAGGACUCAGAAGUCAAGUGUUAGUAGGGCUUUUCGCAAUUUUUACUGGAUAGUACUUUUAUGUCACGCCCUCUUUUUGGCCACUUUCUCAUAAAACGAUAGCCGUCGUGCAGAUACGUGCUCUGGCUGGUUCAGUUACGCCGUUUUUGCCCGCGUAUAGAAAGUGCCAAAAAGAGUGCAGGGAUCGGCAGUGGUGCUACUUGACGAGUUGGUGAUCUGUACAUAUGAAGGACUUGAUGGGUUUCAGUCGCACGGUAACGAGUGGCUACAUAUCAAGCAGAAACAGAUAUUAUUCUUAAGUCAGAUUAUAUUUUGAAUAUUAAAUUAUGUUGCAUUUGUUAUUUAUUUUUCUCCUGAAAGGAAUAUGUAAUUAAGAUUUUAGCACUUAUUUGUGUUUGUGAGGAUUAUAGAUUUGGCAAACGCGCUAUUUUAUUGCUUCGUUGGAAUUAUAACCAUUGUUUUGUCAUUUUAUCGCUGUAUUCGAAUUUGUGUUAUCGUUGCGUUCGUACUUAGCAAAUGAUAGCUGUAAAUCGUCCAAAACGAUAUGUCAGCUAACAAACUAAUUGAGAUUGUGUCAAUAAAGUUUAUUUGGCGAGUGAUCACGAGUAGCCUAUAAAUGUCCCAUUAUGUAAAUAUGUAGCGUUGUUUUGUUUUGACCAGCGCCCAUUCAAUGGGGGCAAUGUUAUUGAUCGCACAUUGUUGGUAUGUAGGAACAGAUUGUCCAAAAGAAAUAGAAAAAAAGAGCGAAAGAAACAGAGAGAAAAUGUGUGAGCACAAGAGCGGGAGAGAAAGAUAGAACGAUAGAAAAGACGUAAAAAGUAAUAGAGAAAAACUCUUCCUCAGUGAACAAACUGUACGCAUCGAAAACUGAACUUCUUAUUUCUUCCAGUGUAAGUUACUCAAAAGGAUGAAAAAGGUUACCACCACGCGUUACAAUGUUUUGUUUGGGUACCAAAAACGAUGAUUAGUCAAUGAAAUAAAUACUGUUAACUAAGUGA
Messenger RNA from Frankliniella occidentalis (western flower thrips), 3953 nucleotides. It is a transcript of the gene Rab3, whose product is annotated as ras-related protein Rab-3. The transcript has 5 exons. Gene Ontology annotation, cellular component: synaptic vesicle; plasma membrane; endosome. The record is from RefSeq and is a predicted model, not a curated record. Lineage: Eukaryota; Metazoa; Arthropoda; Insecta; Thysanoptera; Thripidae. Bases 236 to 895 code for a protein of 219 amino acids. Gene Ontology annotation, molecular function: GTPase activity; GTP binding. Gene Ontology annotation, biological process: regulation of exocytosis; protein secretion; protein localization to plasma membrane.